Molecule: messenger RNA, 1727 nt
Organism: Cyprinus carpio (common carp)
Lineage: Eukaryota; Metazoa; Chordata; Actinopteri; Cypriniformes; Cyprinidae
Product: potassium channel tetramerization domain containing 15a
Biological process (GO): protein homooligomerization
Molecular function (GO): protein binding
Source: RefSeq, a predicted model, not a curated record
UAUCUUUUUUGUAGAAAUGUUUUCAGCACAAUGAGACUGUCUUCCACCUGAAAGCUGUGUGCCAUCAAGGCAGACAUCUCUAUCUAGCCGCGCGCAAAACAUUGAAAUGGCGCGUUUGGCUCGGGGCGGAUGUGUGGGCGCCUUUUGCAGAGGCACAAUGCAUAUCGAUAUAUGUCAUUUAGUUUUCAUGGCCAGCAGAACAUUAUUAGAACGGUGAGAGAAACAUAUUAAACCAAAUUAAGAAGAUGCAUACUUUUAAGCCUGUAAGAAAUCUCUGGAAAAGACUGGGGAAAAAAAGAAUUCUUAAAUCAUAAUACAGUGUAUGCAAUGCCGUUUAAAACAAAAGAUUGUUUCUCUUUUGCUCGCUGAAGGUUAAUCAAAGACAUGCACACAGGUAACCUAGUAAACCGUUAUCCUGGCGCAUGCACAUAUCUUUGUUCGGACGCAUAAAUGACGAUAAAUGCGAUUAAAACACACAUAUAUACGCAUACUUCCAAUUGUGAAUAGCAAGAUCAAAUGUUGUUCUUGUAACUCGCCCCAGCUCAGGCAGGGUUGAGCUAAUUGUAGCCUAAUCCUGCCCCGGGGCGUUUGGAGAGCCUUGAGCAAGAAUUCUUGUUCAGCUGUCCUCUGUUAUUCGGGCUGGAACGCUGUGCCUUCAACGCACUCUCACGCUUCAACAAAAAAGGAGCAAGAAAGAAAAAAAGCGAGGCUAAGACACGCCACGAUCGAUCUCAUGUUUUAAAGAGGGCUGAAGAUACAUUUACAGCUAUGUCUUCCAAGGCCAGAAUCGCACCUUAGAUCUCGGAGAUUGAACGGGUGAGGGGAACCAGGAGCUGUUUAUUUGAUACUGUGCUGUUUGUACAGGAGGGAAGGAGCAUGUCUCGGCUGUCUUUGACCCGGUCCCCAGUGUCUCCUCUGGCCACUCAGGGAAUCCCACUGCCGGCUCAGCUGACUAAAGCAAACGCUCCAGUUCACAUUGACGUAGGCGGGCACAUGUACACCAGCAGUCUGGCCACCCUCACCAAAUACCCAGACUCCAGAAUCAGUCGCCUGUUCAACGGCACAGAACCGAUUGUUUUGGACAGUCUGAAGCAGCAUUAUUUUAUCGACAGAGACGGAGAGAUAUUCCGCUAUAUUCUGAGCUACCUGAGAACCAGCAAACUGCUUCUUCCUGACGACUUCAAGGAGUUCCAGCUGCUGUAUGAGGAGGCUCGGUAUUACCAGCUGACGCCCAUGGUGAAAGAGCUGGAUCGCUGGAAACAGGACCGGGAGCAGCGGCGGGCGGCUCAGCCCUGUGAGUGCCUGGUGGUGCGGGUGACCCCUGACCUGGGCGAGAGGAUUGCCAUCAGUGGGGAUAAGGCCCUCAUAGAGGAAAUUUUCCCAGAGACAGGGGACGUCAUGUGCAAUUCAGUCAACGCCGGCUGGAACCAGGAUCCAACCCACGUUAUUCGCUUUCCACUGAAUGGCUACUGCAGGCUCAACUCUGUGCAGGUCCUGGAGAGACUGUUCCAGAAAGGAUUCAGCAUGGUGGCAUCAUGCGGCGGGGGUGUGGACUCCUCCCAGUUCAGUGAAUACAUCCUGAGUCGGGAAGACAGACGGUGUCAGACCAGCCACACGCCCAUCAGGAUAAAACAGGAGCCUCUGGACUAGCCAGCUCUUGUGUCAACCAUGAACACCUCAGUCUGCUUUCGAAAAAAAAACAAAAAAAAAAUGCCAGCGGACAAAUA